CGAGACAAUGAAUUGGUUGCACGCUUAUAUCUCGUUUUCCUACCGGAAAGGCAAGCCGUACCUCAGUGUCUAUCUACAAACCCUCGAGACCGGAGACUGGCCGCUUCUCCAUCUGAAAUCGACGGGUGCUACCCCGGCACAGCAAACAUGAUCGAUACUCACCAAGAGACUCACUAAGAGCCCCUUAAAUUAUACUUGGGAUAUUGUUUGAAGUGUUCAUUCGAUAGCAAUGAAGAUGUAUUAAUGGGGACCCUCAUUUUAAGUGCGCUAAUACACAAAGAUAAUGUUGCAUUCUACGUACUUUUCGUAUUUCAGUUUAGUUAUAAGACUCGGUGCCAUACAGAAUGAUCCGAAUGAAACUAUGCUUGAUCAAUGAGUUCAUGUUAGGUCUUGGGUUAUGUGUAUGCUGUAUUUUCCAUCUUGCAAUCUUGCUUGGCGACACAACUCGAUUCAUUACACAUUACACCGCUCAAGCACGUUGCCGGACUUGGCGCACAAUUCGGCACUUAUUCUUCAUCACCUACAUGGCACUAUGUGUCCUUCUGCUUGAACUUGAUUUUUGCUUUUUACACGUCUUGCUUUCUUAGAAAGCUCAUCUGCACCUCACUAGGGGCUGUCACAUUUCGUAUUACCGGACCACGCUGUCUCGGAUAGGCGGCCCGCUCGCCGACCCAGUAGCACCUAACCUAGGCAGCUAGGAAGG
This is a messenger RNA of Daldinia decipiens, 703 nucleotides long. RefSeq lists its product as uncharacterized. NCBI's taxonomy places the organism in Eukaryota, Fungi, Ascomycota, Sordariomycetes, Xylariales, Hypoxylaceae. The transcript has 2 exons. The coding region runs from base 345 to 587 and encodes 80 amino acids. The record is from RefSeq and is a predicted model, not a curated record.